AGGGCCGGGCGGGGGGCGGUGCUACGUGGCGGCGCGGAGGUGCGCGGGAGGGCGGGCGCAAUGGCGCGCGUGGGGGCGGCGGUCGAUAAGCUGGAGCUCCGCGCCGCCGCCGUCGUCUCGCGGCCGGAUCCCGCCGAAGCCGCGGCCAUGUCCUCCGUCGUCUCCUAUGAGAGCCUGGUGCACGCCGUGUCCGGCGCCGUGGGCAGUAUGACUGCAAUGACUGUAUUUUUUCCUUUGGAUACAGCUAGGCUUAGACUUCAAGGGGUGGUGAACGUACUCCUGACCACUCCUCUUUGGGUAGUGAACACACGGCUGAAGCUGCAGGGAGCAAAAUUUAGGAACGAAGACAUUGUACCGACCAAUUAUCAAGGCAUAAUAGAUGCCUUCCAUCAGAUAAUACGGGAUGAAGGAGCCUUAGCUUUGUGGAAUGGUACUUUCCCCUCCUUGCUGCUGGUCUUCAAUCCUGCCAUACAGUUCAUGUUUUAUGAAGGCUUCAAAAGAAAGCUUUUGAAAAAGCAGACACAACUCACAUCUUUGGAUGCUUUUGUCAUGGGUGCAGUAGCCAAAGCAGUUGCCACCACCCUCACUUAUCCUUUGCAGACGGUGCAGUCAAUCCUGCGGUUCGGACGCCAUAGAUUGAACCCAGAAAACCGAACACUAGGCAGUCUUAAAAAUGUUCUUUACCUUCUUCGAGAGAGAGUGAGGCGUUUUGGAUUAAUGGGACUCUACAAAGGCCUUGAAGCAAAGCUCCUGCAGACAGUCCUUACUGCUGCUCUUAUGUUUCUAGUAUAUGAGAAACUGACUGCAGCAACCUUCAGAGUCAUGGGAUUAAAACGUUCGCACAGACGUUGAGAAAGGAACCUAUGCCAAAGCCAUCUCCAUUCCUUGGAGAAGUCUGGAAUGCAGUCUGCAGGAAGUGUUGCCGCAGCUUUGAGAGUAGCCCAUUCCCUGCUCUUCUGUGGACUCGCUGUGUUAAGACACAGAGCAGAGACCUUAUUCAAACACUUGAAAUGAAAUUCCAGCUGCUUUGUCAAUUGGCAGACAGUCUCGGUGAGAAUGAUUCCCUCACUGUGCUGAACUUUCUUGUUUUCCUUUGAAUUGCCCUCAACUGCUCUCCCUGUUUUUUAACUUCCGUCAGCAGCUGAUGGGGCUGGUUCCAUGUUAUUCUCCUCGCACUGUGUUUAUGUCACUCGAUAAUGUGGAUCAUUAAAACAAUUCAGAAAGAUCAA
Numida meleagris (helmeted guineafowl) is the source of this 1229-nucleotide messenger RNA. It is a transcript of the gene SLC25A17, whose product is annotated as solute carrier family 25 member 17. The record is from RefSeq and is a predicted model, not a curated record. NCBI's taxonomy places the organism in Eukaryota, Metazoa, Chordata, Aves, Galliformes, Numididae. Gene Ontology annotation, molecular function: coenzyme A transmembrane transporter activity; ATP transmembrane transporter activity; AMP transmembrane transporter activity. Gene Ontology annotation, cellular component: peroxisomal membrane. Gene Ontology annotation, biological process: transmembrane transport.